AUGUCCACUAUGAGGCCAUCCGACAAUACAAUAUCCUUUAUCGUUUCCACUCCGGCGAGGCAGUCUGUCGAAGAGAAGCGGAAGCUUAUCCGUAGCCAUGUCAUGCGUGGCAAGAACCGCAAGAUGCUGCCGACAAGACCCCCGUCAUGGAUUGAUGCCAAUAAAGCAAAUGAUAGAAAGCAUCCAAAGCAGGGACUUGAUCUCUGUGUUCCGGCCAACGUUGGUGGUCAGUUCUCGUUUACAGCUUUCUCGGCGGAGAUAAGCCCAGAUAUGCUCGAAGCCAUUUGGGAACUAAAACGGUUAAUGUUCCCUAUUGAGUUUGGCCUGGAUUCCUAUCGUUCUGAGUCAUCGUGGCUGGAGCCUAUAUGCGGCGACGCGGCUUGUCUCCACUUCACCGUCUUUAUAGCGAAAGAAUAUUUAAACGUACACCUUAGGCAGAAGGAAAGUAGUAAGACGACUUUGGUUCAUCUGGUCAAAACCCUGGCGAUCCUCCAACAGCGUUUGGCUAGCGGCGACAAUGAGCUGUCGACCUCUGACUACACCAUCCUAGUUGUUGUCGGCCUCACCUUGGCAGCAACUGGCCUUAGGGAUCUUGAGACUGCCGUGAAACAUCUCAAAGGCCUACACAAGAUGGUCAUACUGAGAGGCGGCAUAUCGGCGUUCCAGUGGAAUAGAAGUUUACAAACCAAGAUUUUCCGUGCGGAUCUUGGAGUAGCCCUCAGUACGGGACGUAAACCACUUUUUUUCUCUGACGGCGUCUCAUGGGACUCUUACAUUGCCUCGCAAGGGAAAAUACCUGCCUUACGGGCCCAAGAUUCAGAUUCAGAUCCCCAGAUACCCGCCUCCGGUCUCGGAAUCUUUCUCGACAGUCUAGACACGCGGCUCCGCUCCGUUUGGGAUGACGUCUCCGAAUUUGUACGCGCCGCCAACAUCGCAUCGCAGUGUAAACGCGGUAUCGACAGUGAUCUCUACCAGGAAGUCAUGAUCUCGAUCCACUAUCGUCUCGUCAACCUGUGCUUCGAUAGACGCACUAUAAAUGAGAUUACCCGACUCGCGUUAAUGGCUUUUGCUAGCACACUUUUUCUACAGUGGCGUGGCGUCAGAGUACGUUACGAAUGUCUCGCUCAAAGUCUCAAAAGAGCCCUAACUCUGCUUGGACAUAGUCCUGGAGUUAUACCGCACAGCUAGCCGUUUGGCUCCAUAUCGUUGGUGCCAUUUCUAUCUUCAGCGAGCAUGAGCAAAGCUGCUUUCAGCCUGCUCUGGCCGAUCUACUCUGGGAUAUGGGCUUGAAAUCGUGGCAUGAAGUUCGAGUUUCGCUGAAGUCUGUUCUUUGGGCGGACGUGCUACAUGACCCCCCAGCGAAGAGGGUAGUCGAAGCUACGCUGGGCGCGCCCUGACUUCUUGUCGUAGACUGCACGUGCGAGAAUUAGUUGAGAAAUGGACCAACCAGCGACCUAAGAUCAUACACAACCAUUUACGGAGGAACACCUUGAUUCCAGAGGC
Messenger RNA from Mytilinidion resinicola, 1503 nucleotides. RefSeq lists its product as uncharacterized. The transcript has 3 exons. Bases 1 to 1188 code for a protein of 395 amino acids. The record is from RefSeq and is a predicted model, not a curated record. Lineage: Eukaryota; Fungi; Ascomycota; Dothideomycetes; Mytilinidiales; Mytilinidiaceae.